GAUCACGUGAUCCUGUCCUAAUUCUAGCUGGAAUCACAAAUUCACAAUACCAUGGAUCGUUGGUGUGGUAGAGUAGCAUUAGUGACAGGAGCCAGUUCUGGCAUUGGAGCAGGGAUUGCUGAAUCACUGGUAAAGAAUGGUAUGAUAGUAUUAGGAGCAGCAAGAGAUGUGGAGAGAAUAAAGAAAUUAUCAGAUAGUUUAGGCACAACUGCUAGUGGUGGUAAACUGGUUGGCAUGAAAUGUGAUGUUACUAAUGAAGAUGAUAUCAAGAGUGUAUUUAGUUAUGCUAAAGAUCAGUUUGGUGGUAUUGAUGUGUGUGUCAAUAAUGCAGGAUUAGCUCAUAAUGCUCCUUUAUUAACUGGUGAUACUAAAGACUGGAGGAACAUGCUUGAUGUUAAUGUAUUAGGUCCUUGUAUUAUAACAAGAGAAUUUAUGAAUCAAGUAAAGGAGAGAGGAGUAGAUGAUGCUCAUAUUAUACUCAUUAACAGUCGUGUAGGUCAUAUUGUUCCUCCGCUUAAACUCGUUCACUUUUAUUCUGCCACCAAAUUUGCCAUUACUGCUAUUGCUGAAGGUGUCAGGCAAGAGCUAAGAGAAAUGAAGUCAAACUGUCGCUGCACAUCUAUUUCACCUGGAAUAGUAAAGACAGAAUUUUUUGGUAGAGCAAUCAAAUCCGAUGAUAUAGAAAAAGUUGUAGAAUCAACUGAUGACAGAGUAGCUAAUGGUCCAGCACUUAGAGCUGAAGAUAUUGCCAAUGCUGUUGUAUUUGCCAUUAGUGCACCACCAAGAAUGGAGGUGAACGAGAUUAUCAUUAGACCUACUGGCAUGACAGCAUAAAUAGAUUUUUCUAACUAUAACUUUUUUAGUUAUCAAUUUCAAUGAAAAAAUGGUUUAUUUUGGACUGCUUGAAAUAGGAAAUUUUCCCACUAAUAAUUUUAA
Molecule: messenger RNA, 936 nt
Organism: Amphimedon queenslandica
Lineage: Eukaryota; Metazoa; Porifera; Demospongiae; Haplosclerida; Niphatidae
Product: dehydrogenase/reductase SDR family member 11-like
Exons: 7
Coding region: 52-834 (260 amino acids)
Molecular function (GO): oxidoreductase activity
Source: RefSeq, a predicted model, not a curated record